GCAGUCCGCAAUGGCCGCCUAUGGACUGGCUCUCGGGGAAGCGCAGAGCACUGCACCACGACAUUCAUACGAUGCGCAGGACGUGAUCCUCUGCGUGGGCGGUUGCGAGCAUGACAGCGCCGACUUCACAGCUCCCGUUACAAGCUCCGUGUACGCCUUCAGUCCAUCGAUCCCGGCCGUGUGGCGCCUGAAGGAUCUUCCCACUGACGGCGAAGGGUGCCGCAGCGUGUUGCUGGACGCCGCUUCGAUUCUCGUUUCCCACCAUCACGGCAUGCACAUCAUCCGGCGGGGCAGCCGCUACGUGAGCCUCCGUGACGAGUGGCGCGUGGUGGAACCGACGCCGCGCCGGGGGGCGACGCUUGCCUCGCUUAAUGGUAGCAUUUUUACGUCGCCGGUUGCUAUGAUGACGGCCCACUGACGUCUUUGGAAGUCUUCC
Paramacrobiotus metropolitanus is the source of this 436-nucleotide messenger RNA. RefSeq lists its product as uncharacterized. The transcript is spliced from 2 exons. The record is from RefSeq and is a predicted model, not a curated record. Bases 11 to 418 code for a protein of 135 amino acids. Lineage: Eukaryota; Metazoa; Tardigrada; Eutardigrada; Parachela; Macrobiotidae. Gene Ontology annotation, molecular function: protein binding.